This is a messenger RNA of Drosophila rhopaloa, 8771 nucleotides long. Its product is annotated as chaoptin. NCBI's taxonomy places the organism in Eukaryota, Metazoa, Arthropoda, Insecta, Diptera, Drosophilidae. Gene Ontology annotation, molecular function: protein binding. Bases 877 to 6414 code for a protein of 1845 amino acids. The transcript is spliced from 12 exons. The record is from RefSeq and is a predicted model, not a curated record.
ACUGCUGCGGUCCAGCAGAAAGGCGACGCUCGAAUUUCGCCCGCCAGACAUUGUCGAGAUUUUACGAGUGCCAACAAACCAACAAUUUCCAAAACUCAUUGCAAAACACUGAAAUUUAAAUAAAAAAAAAAAAAAAACCUAACGUAUGCAAAUAUUUGAUUUCAAAAUACAAAUAUUUUAUUCAGUUUUUGUGAUCCCGACCCCACGCGAGUGUUGAUUUAUUUUUUGAGAGUUUUUGUGCGGGAGAAGCGCACUUUUUGGCUUUAUUUUGGUGGCGUUCAAUGUGUGUGUGAGAAAAAUCCGAAACAGAAAGUGCAGCCCUCCAAAUAAAAAACACGUGCCAGUUUCUCGGUGUCCAAGCCAGAGAGUCCGAGGUAAUUGAAUAAACGAUCCACAAUCACGAGUCAAUGUGUGUAGAACCUCUAUCACCCAUCAUACAAAAUUCGAGCUGUAAUGAUACUUAUUACUGUAAUUUUUGGAUGAAAUACUUACGCUUAUGUGUUUGGAACACUUUUUGUUGUGGUUUCAUUAAGAAAACAUUACAAGCUGAUCAAAAAGAGGUCAAGAUAAAAGGCACACUCUUCGCACUCUACAGCGGCUGUGAGGCAGAGUAAUUGAUAAUAUUGAAUGCUGGCAGGACAUUGCCAAGUGAAAUCCAUUAGUUAACGGGCAUCUUUAAUCACCUGGCACUCUCUUAUGGCUCGGUGGAUGCCACGUGGCCGUUGAGGUUUUGAUGCCUUUCCUAAUCUAAAAGGAUGUGGCAAGAGGAAUAUAUCCGGCGAAUGCGACACGCUGAUUGAGACCGGCUGAAAGGGACAAACGGAAGGAGACAGGUACACACUGGGAUACAAGGAUACUACAAGGACUGCAAGGAAAAUGUGCAAAGGCAGCAAUUCAGGAACGACAGCAACGCUGGUAAACUUAUUAGCGAAAUGCACGAAGUCAACAAACGGACAGGCGGCAGCAGUCCUCGCAGAGGAAAAGGAAUCGCAAAAUCGGGGGAAACUCGUGCCGCAAAAGCAACGAGCAAAACGUCAAAACAAGCAACAUCUACAGCUGCAACAGCAGCAGCAGCAACAGCAACAGCAGCAACAGCAGCAGCAGCAACACCAGCAGCAACACCAGCAGCAACACCAGCAGCAGCAGCAACAUCAGGAGCAGCAUAAUCAGCGCCAGCAACAAGGACAUCAAAUAGAGCAAAUGGCAAUGGGGACAAAUGAAGAGGCGGCGGCUGCCAAGGAGCACGAACGGCAGACCAAACUGGCAGACUCCAAAUGCAAAGGCAAACACCGGCACCAACGAAAUCGCAAUAAUGUUGCCGGCGUGCAGCAGCAUGUCCUGCGGUUCCUGCUCCUCCUCGUCCCGUUCGUCCUUGUCGUCCUGUUCGCCCUGUUUCCGGCCACCGCAGCCUCGAUGACACCUUCGGCCAGGAUCUCCAGUGCCAAAGGCUCGGCCCGUGAGCUCCUCUUCACGGAAAUGGGCGGUCUCUCCCCCGGCGGCGGAGCAGCAACCUCAGGAGGCACUGGAGCAGGAGCAGCUGGAGGAGGAGGCGGAGGAGGGGGAGGGGCAGUGGGAGCAGGGGGCGGAGGCGGAGGCGGGGGAGGAGGAGCGGCUGGGAUCGAGUGCCCCAGCUUCGACAACACCGCCUGUCCCUGCUACAAGUUCGAGGAUGGACUAUUCCUGGAGUGUCCUGGGACGACGGCUAUAUCGCUGCGCUCGACCCUCGAGCGGAUAUCGGCGCCGAUCCACUCGCUCUCCAUCUACGACUUCGACCGCUCGGUGACGUCACUCUCGCAGGACGUCUUCCAGCCGGGCGUCCACAUUCGGCACCUGCAGUUCUCUCACUCGCACCUGGAGGCGCUCAAGGACAACAGUCUGCGCAACGUCCGCUCGAGCCUGGAGUCGCUCAGCAUUGUCAAUGGCAAACUAACGCAGAUGCCAUCCCGUGCUUUGAGCUCGAUGCAGAAGCUGACGGCCCUGGACUUCGACUACAACGAGAUCGUGCGGGUGGAGGACUACAGCUUCUACGGACUGCGGCUCUCCAAGCUGAACCUCAAGGGCAACCGGCUGCAGGGGAUGACGGAGCACGCGUUCGCCGGACUGGAGGAGUGCAUGCAGGAGAUCGAUGUGUCGGAGAACGGACUGCGCACCUUUCCACUGAUGGCGCUCCGCAAGUUGGACCACCUGCGGAUCCUGCGGCUCUCAAACAACCGGAUACCCACCUUCUACGGCGACAUCCAGUUGGCCACCAACAAUGCCUCGGCGGCGGCAGCUGCGGCCGGAGCCUUCCAGCUGCCCUCCCUGAUCUUCCUGGACCUGAGCUCCAACCAGUUCGCCGAGAUCGGGGACGACUGCUUCAGGGCCUUUCCGCAACUGAAGACGCUCUCCUUCUACGCCAACCAGAUCGAGUUGGUCCAGCCGGAGGCGUUCAAGAGCCUGCGAGAGUUGAUGUCACUGGAUAUGUCGCACAACCGGAUCAUCACACUGGAUCCCAAGGUCUUUGCGCGGAACAAAAGGCUGCAGACGGUGGACCUCAGCCACAACCACAUCCACGCCAUCGGAGGAGUGUUCUCCGAUCUGCCCCAGUUGCGGGAGGUCUUUCUGAGCGAGAACAAUAUACUGGAGCUGCCGGCGGAUGCGUUCACCAACUCCACCAAUGUGGAUGUCAUCUAUCUGGAGUCCAAUGCCAUCGCCCACAUAGACCCCAAUGUCUUCAGCACGCUGGUCAAUCUGGAUCACCUGUAUCUGAGGAGCAACUUCAUACCCCUUCUGCCUGUCACGCUGUUCGACAAGAGCACGAAGCUGACGUCGCUGUCGCUGGACAACAAUGAGAUCCAGGAUCUGGAGAUAGGCAUGUUCAGGAAGUUGGAGCACCUGCGCGAGGUGAGGCUGCACAACAAUCGCAUCCGGCGGGUGAGGAAGGGCGUGUUCGAGCCGCUUCCUGCCCUCCAGGAGUUGCACAUCCAGAAGAACAGCAUCGAGGACAUUGAGCCGCAGGCCUUUCACACGCUGGAGAACAUGCAGCACAUCAAUCUGCAGGACAACCAACUCACCGUGCUGGAGGACAUCUUUCCGGACGACAACUCCUCCCUGCUUUCGGUGCAACUGGAGGCCAACUACCUGCACAAGGUUCAUCCGCGCACCUUUCGUCGCCAGCAGAAGGUGCAGAUCAUGUGGCUGAAGGACAACCAGUUGGCCAGAGUGGAGCGAUCCUUCUUCGCCGAUACUCCCCAGUUGGGCAGGCUGUACCUCAGCGAUAAUCGAAUCAGGGACAUUGAGAAGGACACGUUUGCCAACCUGCUACUCCUGCAGUUUCUCGACCUGAGCGGCAACCAGUUGAGGCAACUGAGGAGGGACUACUUUGCACGGCUCCAGGGUCUCGAGGAGCUCAGUCUGGCCCGCAAUCACAUCGAGGCCAUCGAGGGCUAUGCCUUCGCCAAGCUGAAGAGCCUCAGGUCCCUGGACCUGUCGCACAAUCCGUUGGUGCAGCUGACACGCGAUGUCUUCCUGGACGAGCUGCCCCUGAACUCGCUGAGUUUGGCCAACUGUUCGCUGAGGAAGCUGGAACAGCAUGCCUUCAAGUCACUGACCAACCUGAAUGAGCUGAAUCUGGAGAGGAAUCAAUUGAAUCCGGCGGACAUCCAGAAGCUGGACAUACCGAAUCUGAGGAGGCUGCUGCUGAACCACAACAACUUCAGUCAUGUGGGCUCGGGUGGCAUAAUGGCGGGCAUGUUCGAUCGACUGCGAUCCCUGCAGCAGCUCUCCAUGUUCAAUUGCAGUUUGGGCCAAAUACCGGACCUGCUCUUUGCCAAGAACACCAAUUUGGUGAGACUCGACCUGUGCGACAACAGGCUCUCGCAGAUGAAUCGCAACAUCUUCAGUGGGCUGAAUGUGUUCAAGGAGCUGAAACUGUGCAGGAAUCAGCUCUCCGAGUUCCCGCACAUAGCCCUGUACAAUCUGAGCACCCUGGAGACCCUGGACUUGGCCAGGAAUCAGUUGGCCUCCAUUGACUUCUUCAAGCUGAGCGGCACCCUGAAUCUCAGACAGCUGAUCCUGCGGGACAACAAGAUCACCGCUCUGAGCGGCUUCAAUGCGGUGAACCUAACCCAGUUGGACAGUGUGGAUCUGAGUGGCAACCUGCUGCUCUCAUUGCCGGCCAACUUCCUGCGGCAUUCGAUCAACUUGCAGAAGGUCGACUUGUCCAGCAAUCGAUUCCUGCAAAUACCCUCCUCCGCACUGUCGGAUGUGUCCAUUCCCCGUUUGUCGUGGCUGAACCUGACCGGGAACCCUAUCAACAGGAUUUACACGGUCAAGGAGGAGAGGUAUCCCUACCUGAAGGAGCUGUACAUCUGCCAGACGAACCUUUCCAUACUGACAUCGAAGGAUUUCGAGGCCUUUCAGGCCCUGCAGCACCUGCAUCUGGUGAACAACAGGAUCACCAGGAUCUCGCCGGGUGCCUUCAAGUCGCUGACCAACCUGCUCACCCUGGACUUGAGUGUCAAUGAGCUGGAAAUGCUGCCCAAGGAGCGAUUGCAGGGACUGCAACUGCUGCGCUCGCUCAACAUUUCGCACAACACCCUCAAGGAUCUGGAGGAGUUCAGUGCCGACCUCUCGGAGAUGCAAACCCUGGAUCUGAGCUUCAACCAGCUGGACCGCAUCUCGAAGAAGACCUUCAGGAAUCUGCAAGGACUGCUGGAACUGCUGCUCAUGGGCAACCGGAUGACGGUCCUCUCGAACGACGCGUUCCGGUUCUUGAGGAAACUGCACGUGCUGGAUCUGCGCAAGAACUACUUUGAGCUGGUGCCAUUGGAGCCACUGAAACCGCUGGAAACCAAUCUGAGGACUCUUAAACUGGAGGAGAAUCCACUGCAUUGCAGCUGCGACGCCCAAAAACUGUGGGAAUGGCUGCGGGAUCAUCGCAAAUGGUCGCUUUCCACGGGCUCCGGCGCCGCGGGGGGAGUGGGCGGAGGGGGCGGCGGAAUGGGCGGCGAUUCCAUUAAUUACCUGAAGUGCGAACACCCGACGGAGCUGCGGGGCAAGGUGUUCGGCCGGAUGGAGCCGCAGCAGUUCUGCGACGCCCCGCUAAUACCCAAAAUGGCCAUCCAGGACAUCCAGCCCUACUCGGUGGUCGUGUCCUGGCAGAGUCGCGACCAUUUGGGCCUCAAUGGCUUCGAAAUUGUUUACCACGCCACCGGCGACGGGCUCGUUCCGGCCGGAUCUUCAACGGACCGUGAGCGGGAGCGGGAGCGGGACGGAGAGAGGGGUCAUGACCCGGACAGGGAGCGGAACCAGCACCAAAACCGGAAUCGGAAUCCUGAGCAGGACCUGGAGCAGCGGGCACGGGAAAGGGAACGGGAGCGCGAGAGGGAGCGGGACAGGGAGCGGUUCCCCAUCGCCACGGAUGAGAUCCACGGCAAGCGGCUAAACGGCACGGCCAGCUCGACCAAGUUAACCAAGCUGAGCCCCAAUACCCGCUAUCACAUCUGCGUCAUCGGGAGCGGUAAUUGGCUCUCGGAGCCGCUGGCGAACGCACUGCAGCGGCUCCACGCCAACGAAUCCUUGCGGGAGGAGGAGGCGGUGAUGAUGUCGGCGCCCCUGCCGGACUCCUUCUCGCCGUAUCAGCACCAGCAUCAGCACACUAGGAACACCAAUGCUGCGAUGAUUCAGGACCAGAAUCAAGAUGCGGACCUGGACAAUGCCAUCGGUGUGGACCACGCCCUGAUGGAGGUGCUCAAGAACUCGCACAUCUCCGCCUGCACGGAUGUGCAGACCCUGGACUCCACGCCCAGUUUGGUCACCGAUGAGAACGGGCUGUCCAGCAAUGGGUUCAUACACUCCAUCCUGACCAGAAGAUUGGGCCUGAUAGUGGGCUGCUGUCUGGGCAUCAUCGUCUUCAUUGUGAUGAUCUCCGUGUUGAGCUAUGUGAAGCUGAAGAAGCAGCGCAUCGAGAAUGCCAAGAGGCAGGCCGCCCUGCCGCCGGAGUAUAUAUCCUAUCGGCACUUCUCCAUUCCCAACGAGGAGCUGACCAGGACCGCGGCCACUGCAGGAGCAGCUGCGGCAGCGGCGGCCCAGGCGGCACAGGCUGCGGCGAAUAAGUCCGGCGAAGUUGGCAGCUCGCCGCACAUGUCCAGUGUGCCCAGCGGCAUAAGUGCGCACAUUAGUGGGACCAGCCUGAGCACAGGUGGCACGGGCACGGGCACUACCACCACCACGGCCACUACGCCCAUUGGGGGCGUGCCCAUUAUGGGCGUGCCCGUGCCGCUUGGCAAGGGCGGCAGUCCGCUGGUGGGCUUGGUGGUGGACAGCGACCACGCCCACAAUCACACCCACAACCACGGCCAUGCCCACAGGCAGAAUAACGGUUACAUGGCCGCGGGGGUGGUGCUCAAUACAAACCACUUGAGCGUGUGUUAGUCGCACCACCAAAAAUUCCAAGUAAAUAAUUAAAGCAGGGGGAGUCUGCCCCAAAGAAUCGAGCGGGAUAUGGUGGCAAGUGGGGGGGUGUUGAAUUUAAAAAAAAAAAUACAUUUCAAUACAUUUCACAAAUUUCCGCAUUCAUCCUGAUAACUAUCCUUUGUCCUUGGAUAAAAUACCACACGUACGUUGCUACGGUUUAAAAUGAUUAGACGUUCAAUUUAAAUUAUUUAUUUUACCUAUCAAAGGACGUUCGUUUAGGAUUGAAUCGAACUUAGUUGUUGAACGUCACAAAAAUCUUGAGAUCAUAAAGGUUAUCUAAAAACGCAACCGUAUCAAUUUUUACAAGUAGCUCACAUUUGACCAAACUAUCAACGCUGUUAAUUCUGAUAAUUGCAAUCGUCACUAGAUAAAUACCAUAUGUAUUGCUAAGAGCAUUUAUAGUAAUCAUUUAUUUUAAAGUAAAUGUGUUUUAUUAAGUUAACUAGUUGCAGUUGUAAACCAAAACUUAGAUAGUGAGGCAAUUAUUUGAAAAAGUACUAAACAAGUAUGAAUUAUAGUAUAUUAACUUAUGCCAAAAAAUCCUAACAAUGUAAUCAGAAAGUCGAGAAACUGUUUGAACUGUGUUAAAUAAUAUCACUUACUACAUUUUUAGAAAAUUAUUUGAGUUCCCGCAAAUACUGAGUUGAUAUCCAGCUCAACUGAUAAUACCCAAAAAUAAUCGCUUACUCAUUCGAGAAUAAAUGAGUUUUAAGAGGAUCUACCGCAUGUGUGGUCUCUACUUUUGCCAUUCAAAAAUAAAAUCCGAUUUUAAUAAUGAAAUGGAUGGCGUGAUAUAUUGAAAUUUUAAGUGAAUUAAGUGAAUUCAACCACUUCAGCACCCCCCUUCAAAUCAAAUCUGCAACCCAACAAAACAAAAAAUAAAAGGCGCAAAAGCUCGCAUAUUUCAUAUUUCAAAUGGAGUCAAAAACUUUUGCCAAUCAGAGCAAUUGCAAUGGAAUUUUUAUGUUUUCAAUGUGCCCAAAAUGCAUUUAAUUUACGAUUGAAAAAACUAAAACCAACAAGCCCAAAAAAAGGUAAAGAAUGAUAAAUAUAGAAAAAGAGAGAAAAUCUAGGUUAGUGAUAAUCAUGAUGAUGCGUUCAACGUUCGUUUAGUUAUGACAAUUGAAAGUAGAGCACUAUGCGAAAAUCUAAAAGCGGUCGGCAUCGCGGAAUUUUCAAUGUAAAUAAAGUGAAAUCAAAGCGAAAUCUCAGCCGUAAAUGUUGCAUCUAAAUCAAAUUAAGCUCCAUAUAAAGCUAUCUAUAAGAACUACACACACAUGGCCAUAUAUCUACAUAUAUAUAAAUAAACGUAUAUAUAUUAAUAAAAAUAUAUAUACCUGUAAUGGAAAACACACAAACACAGACGUUUUUUUUGAGCUAGAAUUAGUGAAUGAAUGAAUGAUCGAAUUUUUUUUUUUUUUUAGACCUGCGCUGAGAAAUCCAAGAUGGACUAGAUAUAUAAAACGAUAUGAAAGCGACAAGACAUAUUACCAAAAAUAAGUAACUAAUUAUAUUGGGGUAAAACAAUAAAAUUAACUAGUUUAAGUGCAGGCCCCCAAAGUAUGCAUAUUUGUUAGCAGAACUCAAAGAGUUUCAUAUAUAAAUAUAUACAUACUUUUUUUUUCUGAUAGUUAACUAUAUAUGGUUUUCCUAUUUUUCGAUUUGAAAAACAAAUUAAGCUUUAGUCGAGGAAUGGAAAAACACAUAACGAUUUACUUUAGCAAAUAAAUAUUAUGCAUAAUGACGAAAACCAGAUGCAGAAGCAAAACCAAAAUAAUAGUAAUAAUAAAUUGGCUAAAGAAUUUCUAGAAAAUUAAGUCAAAUCAAAUUAAAACGAAACACAGAAACACACAUUCGCACACAGAAACACACAGCCGAGGCGAGGAGAUUUCCUAACUUUCCGGCUCCCCCUUUUCUCCUUGUGUACGUCUCUGUGUGUCUGGGCUUCUCAAAUAUUUUAAUAUUGUUAUAUGCAAAACACAACAUGCAUGCUGGCAAACUUAAGAAGCAAACGAUAACAAUGGCCAGAGGAAUAAGAACGCAAAAUGAAAAUGAAAAUCAAAAAAUCGAACUUAAGACAACAUGAAAUAAACAAAAAACAAGACAAAGAAACCCCAAAGAAAAAAAUAAGUAUAACAUUUAACAAAAAGCUUUGUUAUGCUCUACAAAAAGAACAACACAAAAAAAUGCAUUCGCUGCCAUGCCAAAAACCCUUCUCUUCAAUUCUAGUUAAAUUGUAGGGCAUAAAAAGCAAAAACACAAAAUACACACAAACUGCAGAGGUAAAAAUUAAACAAACAUACAGCAAACAUGCA